AUGGAUCCCUCUGGUCCCGAUAGCAACAAAGACCUAUCGUUGUCCAGCGACCUUGACCAGCUCUUUCCCCUAGACUCAUUCUCGGACUGUGGCGAUCACUCCCCCACCGACUCCACUUCUAAACGCCAUCGUCAAUCACCGCAACCUUGGACUCAGGAUUGGUCCCUGCAAGACGACGGAACCUCUCUUGACCAGUUUCCUCCCCGUCGCGCUGCAGGAACCACAGGAAUUUCAUCUACCUCGCCUUCCACCCCGCCAGCUACUCCUCGGCGGAAGACGAACAAGAGUGCUCUGGUUACUCCCAAGUCUAUUCGCCAUCGUGACCCGAAUGAGCGCCGGUCACUCCUGCGAAAGCAAUCCUUCUCUCCUAGCAUGAUGCGCUCUUCGAUUCAAAAAGGGAGAAUCGCAUACCCUGACGCCUGGGCUCAAAAGAUCCAGAACCUCGAUUUCACUGGUGCAGACGAGCGUCUCCCAUUGUCGCCUCCGCCAUCGGAUGUCAUAGUCAAGCACGAGAAUAUGACCGCCGACACCAUGUCCCAACACCAUGGCUUGCCAGAAAUGCCUGGCCAAUAUGACUCCCGCCUCUUUCACCCUUCUCCUGCUGUCUCAAUGCCCUCUCCCUCUGCCACUGCAUUCGCACGACACCAGCAAAAAUACAUGAACCACCCCGGCUCCUCGGCCUUGACCAAUUCCAGUCCUCCCUCCGCAGAUGACAUCUUCUCUUCAUCGCAUUCAUCCGAUCCUCAAUCGAUUUCCUCGUGGCAGUCUGAUGCCCUUGGCACUUCUUCACUCUCUUUCACCCCCAAUCUCCAAGCCCAAGAUGCCUCUUGGUGGUCCCCUAUGCCCUCCAGAGUCGCGCAGCAGCAGCAGCAGCAGACUCCUUACCAGCCUAUGGUCACAUCCCCUGCACCCCAGCGCUCCAUGCAAAGCGUCGGCAGUCAAAAUGACAUGAUGCAAGGUGGUUUGAUGAUCCAACUCGACCCGUCGUUUGACAUGUCCGGCGAUUCUUCCUUCUCCUCCAAUGUGGCCUCAAACUCUCAGAAAUUCGUUACUCCCUUCGCCCCUCAGCAAGUCCACACCUCCCGUUCCCCGUCUCUCUCCCCGCGGGCCGGUACAUCACCAAAGAACAAGGGACACCGUCGCACACACAGCCGGAAGCUUUCAGGCCAGAGCAUGAACGGUCCCAAGAUGGCAAAGCCCUCCACCAGCCCCCGUGGGGCAAACAAAUCCGUGAACGUCUCCUUUGUGAACUUCACAGCUAAUGAUAGCCACCGAAUUCUCGGCGGUGUCGCACCUUCUGGCAGCUCCAAGACAAAAGCACGACGGGAGCAAGAAGCCAAGGACCGACGACGCAAACUGAGUGAGGCGGCUCUUCGCGCCGUGCGUAAUGCCGGUGGCGAUGUUGAUGCUUUGGAAGCUGUAUUUUGCUGA
Messenger RNA from Penicillium cosmopolitanum, 1431 nucleotides. RefSeq names its product developmental regulatory protein WetA (gene wetA). The transcript has 2 exons. Bases 1 to 1431 code for a protein of 476 amino acids. The record is from RefSeq and is a predicted model, not a curated record. Lineage: Eukaryota; Fungi; Ascomycota; Eurotiomycetes; Eurotiales; Aspergillaceae.